Molecule: messenger RNA, 8225 nt
Organism: Neofelis nebulosa (Clouded leopard)
Lineage: Eukaryota; Metazoa; Chordata; Mammalia; Carnivora; Felidae
Gene: PURG
Product: purine rich element binding protein G
Exons: 2
Coding region: 116-1159 (347 amino acids)
Biological process (GO): regulation of transcription by RNA polymerase II
Cellular component (GO): nucleus
Molecular function (GO): RNA polymerase II transcription regulatory region sequence-specific DNA binding; DNA-binding transcription factor activity, RNA polymerase II-specific; purine-rich negative regulatory element binding
Source: RefSeq, a predicted model, not a curated record
GGGAGUUGGCGGGGGGCAGCGGCUGCGGCGGCUGCAGCAGAGGGGCCGAGAGCUGGCGGCGGCGGCGGUCGUGAAGGGCAUCGGUAGCGGCGGUGAUGGCAGUGUCGAUCUGAAGAUGGAAAGAGCCAGGCGAAGGGGAGGCGGCGGCGGCCGCGGCCGCGGCGGCAAGAAUGUAGGGGGCUCUGGCCUAAGCAAGAGUAGACUCUAUCCCCAGGCCCAGCACUCCCACUACCCCCACUACGCGGCCUCAGCCACCCCUAAUCAGGCUGGGGGUGCAGCCGAAAUCCAGGAGCUGGCCUCCAAACGAGUGGACAUCCAGAAAAAGAGGUUUUACCUAGACGUGAAGCAAAGCUCCCGGGGCCGGUUCCUAAAGAUAGCUGAAGUCUGGAUAGGGAGAGGCCGGCAGGACAAUAUCAGAAAGAGUAAACUGACUCUGUCCCUGUCUGUGGCAGCGGAGCUGAAGGACUGUCUAGGGGACUUCAUCGAGCAUUAUGCCCACCUGGGCCUGAAAGGCCACCGACAGGAGCAUGGCCACGGCAAAGAGCAAGCGUCCAGGAGGAGACAGAAGCACUCGGCACCCUCCCCACCAGUCUCUGUAGGGUCCGAAGAGCACCCUCAUAGUGUCCUCAAAACAGACUACAUAGAGAGGGACAAUAGGAAAUACUAUCUAGACCUAAAGGAAAAUCAGCGGGGUCGCUUCCUAAGAAUUAGACAAACCAUGAUGCGGGGGACUGGCAUGAUAGGUUAUUUUGGUCACAGUUUGGGCCAAGAACAGACUAUUGUGCUCCCAGCACAAGGAAUGAUCGAGUUUCGUGAUGCCUUGGUUCAGCUAAUUGAAGACUAUGGCGAAGGGGACAUAGAAGAACGAAGAGGUGGAGAUGAUGACCCACUUGAACUCCCAGAGGGGACUUCUUUCAGAGUGGACAAUAAAAGGUUCUACUUUGAUGUGGGCUCUAAUAAAUAUGGAAUUUUCCUGAAGGUAAGUGAGGUGAGGCCACCUUACCGUAAUACUAUUACUGUUCCAUUCAAAGCUUGGACAAGGUUUGGGGAGAAUUUUAUCAAGUAUGAAGAAGAGAUGAGGAAAAUUUGCAACAGCCAUAAAGAAAAGAGAAUGGAUGGCAGAAGGGCCAGUGGUGAAGAACAAGAAUGCCUCGACUAGAGUGAAUUUGAACUCCAUCAGGCAAAAUUUUAAAUCAUAAAAUUGGCUAAAAGUACUGAUCCAUAAUCAUUUGAAGAAGUUUUUCCUCUUUUUUGGCCCUUUGUUAUUAGUAAUACCUCUGGUAGUUUAUACUUCAAGGAGUCUGAUUCUCAUGUUAUAUGUAGAACAUUAUAAUUCUUAUGGGAAUUUCGAUCUUCCCAGAGCUAAAUAGUUUAGCUGCUUCAACUGCUCCAGACCAUUGAAGUAUGCAAAUCAGCACAAAAUGUGACAUUCUGACCUUCUAAAUACCAUAACUAAGAUUUACAUUGCACUAUGACAUAAUCCUGAAAAAGAUACAUAUACUUAAUAUGGAAGUGUGAAUUUCUAUUUAACAAGUUCCCCAAAAAAGUAUUCCAUCCCUACUUCGUUAAAAGCUGCUAAGCUUACCUGUAGGGCAGUUACCACAGAAACAGAAAUUGACCUCAAGUAUAAUACAAAUAUAUUUAUUUAUAAAAGUACAUGUAGAAAUAUAUCAGUUGUUCAUUGGAUAACAGUAUUAAACCAUACCAUUAAAGAGUCAAAUCUUACAGCUACUACAAUAUUCUAUAAUUUCAAAUUUUGUGGUAACCCUGGAGUUUAUAGUUGCCAUAUCAAAGCCGUGGGAGAGUUUUAAUUGGUUGUUCUAAACUAGUUAUAACCCUAUCUUUACCUCUACUUACUGUACCAUAUAUUUUUAUUGACUUUCUGAAGUUUUAGGAAUUACUUUUAUGUCACUGUUGAGUGGGAGGCUUCAUCCUAUGGCUUUGCUAUGGAAAUCUUGGUGUUUUAGCCUUUCAUGCUAAUUUGAAGGUUGUGAGAGGUUUUUUGUUUUUUUUUUUUCCCCAAAAUAUAUCGUGGACUCAAGGUGUUCUAUUUUAUGCUUCUUCUUUAGCACUAUUUCAGAGGGGUUGGUGCACCAGUUCACUGAUACAAAAAUACAUCUGUAAUAAUACAUUUUAGUAGCACUUUUGCAAUUGCUACCCUUAAAACCGUGUCAACACUUCCAAUAUAAACCUGGCUUUUACAGGUAUUUUAAUUCCAGAAAAACAAACAAACAAACAAACAACUCUUUUUCUAAAAAGCAUUUAGAAUAUAAAUUUUCAGCCUGGGAAAAUAUUUUAGAUUGGUUAUGAACAUAUUUGAAAGGAAAAUUCAAGCAUUUUCCAAGGUGCUCUUUAUGAUACUUAAAAAGGUUUACUUUACACAAGACUCACCCAGUUACCUGUAUUAAAAAUUGCUUUCCAGGAAGUGCCACAGCAAUUUUUCAACACCUAAGCAAUUUUUAAACAAGUGGAUAUAUUGUAUAUGUGUACCAACCCACCCUGUAUUAACUGACUAGAAUUUUAUCUGUUGAGCUGCAUUUUAUUCUGAUUGAAACUAUUGUCUUUUAUCUUGGCUUUAUUCACCUCCCACACAAUAAGUCCAUAUAAUCAUAUUUAAGAGCCAGACACUGAUUUCAACCCCCAAAUAUAGCUCUCAUUUAUGAGAGCUGGCUGCAUGGAUUGAGAUCAGAAUGUAGCUCUCCUUUUAUAUACCAUAAGUAGUUCAAAAUAAUUUUAAUAAUUUUUUUUCUUCAGAAGUUUGUCCCCAAGUACAUUUAAGUAAGGUCACUAAGAAAACGUUAUGAGUUAAGAAAAUAAUAUUACUGGCUUAUCUUAUUUAAAAACAAGCAAUCAGUAACCCAGACAUAUAUGCUGGUAUUGGUUUUCAGAUUGUAUUUCACGUUUCCCCAAGUAGUAUGAAGGAAUCUCAUUAGUUCAUCAUAAAUGUGGACCAUCUGGAUUACUAUGGAACAACCGAAGGUUGGAAGAUAGUUGGAAAUACUAGAGUUAAUAGCACAUGGUGGGUGUUGAGACUCUAAAAGUAGCAAGGAUCUUUAAACAGUCCUAACUGUAAAAUAACUAUUGUAGACUUGAUAAAAAGUAGCUUUUGGUAUAUGAAGGAGUGAUGUGCACUUGAAUUACUGUACUACUGAUUGUUAUUCCUGCCCAUCAUAGUGCCUAUUAAUAAUUAUCAACCUGUCAGAUUUUGGCAAACUGGAGCUGUGCAUGUUCCAGUAUUCGAGUGUUCCUAUCACUAUUGCUAUGACUGUAUACUCUCUCUUAAAAACCUUCCCUCGUACAAUACUUAUAUCCAUUAAGUCUAAAUGAUUUCUUUCUUGGUUUUUAGUCUGAUAAGAUUUGAGAGUGUGUGUCUAUAUACAUACAUACGUGUGUAUAUAUACAUAUACACAAUACAUGUCAGACUUAAAUAUCUUUAAUUCAUUGUAUAUAAAUAUUAAUUUUGCAUUAAUUGUUUAAGUAAAGAAUUAGUUAAGUAGCCAAAUCUUCUACAUUGUAUGUAUACUUCAAAGUUAUUACCAUCUCAAAGCUAUAGAUUGGUAGAUGCAUAUAUACCGGCAAUUGAAUAUACUUUAGAAUCACUAAGCCUUCUGCCAGUCCUUUUGUUUCACUUUUUUAUAUGUAUUCAUUGAAAAAUGAAAUGAUGUUACAAUUUUUUGAUACUUAAAAUUCCCAAUUAUCCAUUAGCCAUAAUCAAAUAAGAUCCAGUUCAAAACUCUGGUAUUAAGACAUGUAUUGCCAUGUAUCUUAUAAAAUAAGCUACUAUUUUUAUCUGUGCAAUAUACAUUUUAUUUAUUGUCAUUUGUAACAUAAAUGGAGCUGCAAGUGUACAUGGUAUUCUUCAAAAUAAUAGGAUCCCUGCCUUGAAGACAUUAAACUCUUAAGGCAACUGGAUGUUAGAAGUCAAAAAAUGAACAUUCAAGUUAGUAACCAAAAUUACUAGUUCAUUGUAUAAUUCUAAAACACUGAUGAUGUUUGCACAUAACCCAAGCAUAAUGUGGUAUAGACUCAAAACUGUAAUAAUAUAAGCUAAUAGUAUGAAAUUUGGAAACGGGUUCCUCAUAAUAGUUGGCAGUGUGCUCCUAGCAAUUGAAAGCAACACUAAUCUGUUGCUUAAUAUGCAAAAGAUGCAAUGUAUUAUAAAAGUAUUAAAAGUUCUGCCACAUUUUAUAAUUUUCCUUGUUAAAACCCCAAACUGCCAUGUCCCUUAAACUUGAGUCAAACACAAGCUUAUUUGCACUAAAGAGCAUGGCCAAAAAGUAAACGACAGGGUGGAAAAGCUAGUUGGAACCUCUUGAAAUAAUUGGUUCUAAUGGGAGAAUUUCACAUUUGUCUAUUUGAAAGCUAUAUGGUCCAGGCAGACAAUCUGUCAGUUCACUAAUUUAAUAAUGCACUUUACCUUUUGUAUAUAGAAGAUGUACAUUUAUGCCACUUGAAAGGUGGGAUGUGUUUCAAUAACUAUGUAGUUAGAAUCUGUAGGGUGAUCUCUUGCAUGCAGAUGUUUGUGUUGGAACUGCUAUAAUAAGUUUCCAUUAAAUCAGUGUAACGGAGAAGGGUAGAAGAUGCUUUUGAAACAACUCCCAAUACAUUUAAUGAACACUUAAAGUAGAGUUCAUAUUUGUAUUCUUAAGAACUAAAAUCAAUAAAAAACUACUUCUAGCCCAGAUUAGUAUUACAGUUGAGACUAUAUCUAGUUGAGACUCCCCAUAAUACCCUGAAAGUUAAUUUUGGGAAUUUGUGCAGAAAAAAAUUUUUUUAGUAAUUCUGUUUCAUUGUUGAUGUGUGUUAAAACAACUAAUAAAAAGACAGUACAUGAUACUGUGUAAGAAUUAAAGGCAUGGUUGGCUGAUACAGUGUCAUUAAGAAAACACCCAGACUAAAGAAAUAAAGUUUCAAAUUAAGAAAAUGCGAAGAGCCUCAGAACCAUUGCUAAAAUCAAUAUAGUAUUUCAAAAUUUGCAGAACUAACUUUCACCAACCAAAAAGGGUAUUGGGAGAUUUAGUGUAUCCUUUCAUCCUAAAAACUUCCUGAGAUGUACAUUUGAAAACUAGAUAAUUGUUGCUUAAUAAUAGGUUGUAUGUACUUUACUAAGAAACACUGUGUACUAACAAUUCAUCGAGAAUAUGCUAUAUUUACUGCAUUCAUUUUAUAUAUAUGGAUAAGAAUACAUUAUAUAUAAUCAUCCUAUCUUAAUAUAUUCAUGUAUUUAUAUUGUAAUUUUGCAAAUAUUUUCAGUAAAAUAAACAUUUAUCUGAGCUGCACAAUUUGAAGAGGAUGAAAUUGGAAUACACCCUCAGACACUCAUUUUUACUAAGCAGCUACCAUUGAAAGCUGGUGUAUGUACUAUCACUCCUUUAGAUUUUGUUUUAUGGUUUAUUUUAAUAUCUAAGUGAUUAGGACUUAAUUUGAAUUUUUAAGUGGCAUUCUGAAAAUAAUUUUUAUAAACAUGAGAUUUUUUUUCCCUGCUUAUUUCAAAAUGUCUUUCAUUGGAACUAUUUAUAAAAUCCUAUUCCAAGCUUUAUGUAAGGGCUUUGCUUAGUCACCACAUAGUUUGAAGUCUGUGUUUACUAAAACACCAAACAUCUUUGGCAGGAUAAAAAUCUAAAGUAAACCACAAGGAGAAGUUAAAAUUGACCCUAUGCCAACAGAAUAACAGAGGUGUAAUACUUAUCACUGCCAAGUAAGAUUCUUAUAGUCCUUCUGAAGUUUCCUUAAAGAUUUUUUGAAUUUCACAAGUAACGUGGCUAAUGGCUAACCCAUCACAGGAAGAAAAUAAGGAUAUUAGUAUGCUGUUGAGACAGACCAUAGUCCACAGUGCUGUAGCGAUGAGGUACAGGGAAAAUGUGUUUUUCCCAAUUUAAGGUCAUGUGAAAGUUGAGUUUUUAAGUCACGCUUACUGUCACAAAGUAAAGAUACCAAAACUUAUGUAGGUGGAUCUUGGAAAAACAAUAUAUGUAUUAGUAUAUUUUCUUCUAUAACGUAAAAAAAAAAAAAGUUUUUUUUUUCUUAAUUUGACUUGUUUUUUAAAAUUAAAUUUAUUUUGGUAGUUUUUAAUCAAUAUUUUUGAAUAGGGAAAACAUGUAUGGUACAAAAUUUAAACGCUACGGUUAGGUAGACCGUGAAAAGUAACCGGUGUUACCGAUUUCUUGCGUAUCCUUCUAGAGUUACUCUGAGUAUACAAGCAUAUGUGUCUAUACAUAUAUUCUUUAUAAACAUACAAAGGAAAAUAUAUACACUGUCCUGUGUAUAUGUCCUGGUAGUAUCAGUUUUAGAUCUGUCAUUUUAAAUGAGUUUUUUCCCUUUUACUUAGAUACCAUACUUGUACUAGUUAACAUAAAACUUAAUUUGAAUUAUAUUAUUACACCAAGGGAACCUCAAGGAAAUUUUGAAUGAAUCCCAUUAAUAUUAACUUAAGAUGCAAAUAUGUGUAUAUAUUAAUUUAAAGUGUAUAAAUAUUUAAUUUCCCUUCGCUAUCCCUAACCACCUUGCCCUUCCUGUCUUCCCCUGUUCCUUCUCUCAAAAGACUAUUGGUCUUUUUCCUAAAGUAAUACAGUUCAGGACUGGCAGGAUAUUAAACUAUUUUACCAAGUGUUAGGUUAACUAUGUUCUCUAAUGAAAAACACUGAUAUUUAAAGCUUUAAUAAAUUAUUACUUAAGUUUUACUAAUUCUUUUAAUAUCUUAUUGUUAUCCAAAGACCUUGCCAUUAUGAGAGCAAAUAAGUAAUGGAACUAUAAUGAAAGGUUGUGCUAUGACUGUUGAAAUCUUUUGAUUUGUUAACAUGAGCUUUUAUCUUUAUUAUGAUGAGGUUAUUAAUGAAUAAUUCAUUUAGCAACCUAGUCAAAUCCAGUACUAAACAAAGGGGUAACACUAGUCCUGAUUGUUUAAGGCAUGGAUUCCCCAUUGAAGGACUCAGAGUCCAUCAGAUGUCUUUGGGACCAGAAGGGGUACUAUGAUGAUUUGGGGAGAGAGUAAAAACUUUGGGGCUAUGAGGUUACAAGUACAACUAAACCAUCUCCAUUCUCUGCUGGAAGAGUAUUAAACAGUAAAUUGUUUGAAAAUAAGGUUAGCAUAAUGCUUUAAUAGUUUUUAAAACCCCUCCCCCCCAAAAAUCAAAAUCAAGUUCUCUUCUCAUUCAUAUCAAACGUGUAUGUUUAAAGUCAUUUUUCUAAUAACCACCAAGAAAAAAUUAUCUGAAAAAUUGAAAGGCCCAUGCUGGAACCUUAAAGGAUAUUAUCUAGUUAUAAAUUAAAUCAACCAGAGGAAAAGAUCUAGUACUAUUAGAAAUAUCUUAAAGAAUAUGAGGGUUGAGGAGGAUCUUUUAAUAGAUUAAUAUCUGUAAAUUUUAUGAAAAUAUUAAGUUUUAAAAAUUCAAGCACUGGUUUAAACAUUAAAAACAUAUCUCCAUAAUUGGUGGCAUAAUUUCCUGUUUGUAAAAUGAGAGAGUUGUUAGAAGACAGGACCCUCUUAAAUAUAUAUUUUUAAAGCAUAAAGAAGUGUUUAUUUUAAUGAUGAAUAACCCAUCAUCCUUUACAGAAUCUAUAACAUUGGUAAAACUCUCCAGUAUUUACUUGUUCAAGCUUAAAAUGGUUUAUAGGUAUUGCUUCUUAUUUAAGGAGUGGGGUCAAAAAGAAGGUAAAUUCUCCUGCAGGAACGAGUUUUGCUUAAAAAAUUAAGAAUUUCUCAUCCUUAAUCAAGGAGUUUCCCAUGUUGGUGCUUUCAGGUAAAUUGUGUUUUCCAAACUUUACCUUCUUUCAAAUAUUCUUUGUGAGAAAUGUCUUACUAAGGCCAGUGACAUCUACCAGUAAAUAAAAACUUAUUCAUAAUGAAAUUAGUGCUGCUACAGUGAAGUGAAUUUGUGAUGUGAAUGUAAAGGAAAUACUUAUUAAUGAAAUAUACAUUUUCUUCUUUUCUGUUGUUGACUUUUUUCUAAGAUUGUAUAGGAGUUGUCUGCCCUCUCAUUUCCCCCCUUUAUAGUUUCUGUGUUAUUCUAUUCAAAGUGUUGAUUGGUUUCCAGGAAAUAAUAGGCGUAAAUAAAAGGAAAAGUAAUCCCUAAGAAAAAUGUUCAUAGUAGUUAAAAGUUAGACUUGCUCCCAAGUGUAAGAUUAGGGGAAAAAAAUGCUUUUGUGGGCUUUUGUCUUUAUCAAAAUGGUGGUAUAAAUCUGUUUAUUUGAUCCGAUUAAAGACAGAAUUUCUUGUGAGAUACCUA